Messenger RNA from Owenia fusiformis, 2412 nucleotides. The record is from the annotation of a GenBank genome assembly. NCBI's taxonomy places the organism in Eukaryota, Metazoa, Annelida, Polychaeta, Sabellida, Oweniidae.
AGCAUCCAGUAUACGUGGCUCAGGAUCCGCCAUUAUGAAAAUAUAGCGACGAAUUUUAGGAAAAUAUCCAUCGACAUCUCAAUUUCUAAUCUUGCAUUUAUAUUUUGGAGCACAUCAAAAUGAGAUAUCAACCUUUAAGGACACUCUGUGUGAUUUUAGUAUUUCUAAAAUGCCUAGAUGCGGAUGAACACUCACAUACAUACCAAGACAAUGAAGAGGUUGUUCUUUGGAUGAACACUGUUGGACCUUACCACAACAGACAGGAGACAUAUGAGUACUUCUCGCUACCAUUCUGUCCAGGGCCUAAGGAGGCUAUUGGACAUUACCAUGAGACCCUGGGAGAGGCACUGCAAGGAGUGGAGUUGGAAUUCAGCGGACUUGAUAUAGACUUCAAAGCUGAUGUAAAAAGUAAGACGCAAUACUGCGAGGUGAUGCUCUCUGAGGAGAAGUACCAGGCCUUUGUAUAUGCAGUUAAGAAUCAUUACUGGUAUCAGAUGUACAUAGAUGACUUGCCAAUCUGGGGCAUUGUGGGAGAAAUUGAAGAGGAUGGAGAUGGCUAUUAUCUGUGGACCCACAAGAAGUUUGACAUUGGCUACAAUGGCGACCAGAUCGUAGAUGUUAACCUUACAAGUGAAGCUAAAGUGAAGUUGGCUCCCAAUACUAAAAUAGCCUUUACAUAUGAGGUUGUCUGGCAUAAAUCUGGUGUUAUAUUCCAUGACAGAUUUGAUAAAUACCUAGAUCCAAACUUCUUCCAACACAGAAUUCAUUGGUUCUCAAUCUUCAACUCGUUUAUGAUGGUCAUCUUCCUGGUUGGUCUCGUCAGUAUGAUUCUUAUGAGAACUCUGAGGAAGGACUAUGCAAGAUACAGCAAAGAUGAUGACCUCGAUGAUAUGGAACGAGAUUUAGGAGAUGAGUAUGGUUGGAAACAGAUUCAUGGAGAUGUGUUCCGACCAGCUACUAAUCCAUUGUUAUUCUCCUCCCUAGUGGGGACAGGAUAUCAGAUAUGCUUUGUAUCCUUGGCUGUUAUUAUGUUUGCUAUCUUGGGCGAGCUUUACACAGAGCGUGGUUCCCUGUUGAGCACAGCUAUCUUUGUUUAUGCAGCUACAUCCCCUGUAAACGGCUACUUUGGUGGCAGUUUGUAUUCCCGAAUGGGUGGCAAGCUUUGGAUCAAGCAGAUGGUCAUCAGCGCCUCUUUGAUCCCAUUUAUCGUUUGUGGCACAGCAUUCUUCAUCAAUUUUAUUGCGAUUAGUUACCACACUUCAAGAGCAAUCCCAUUGGGAACCAUGGUUGCUGUGACGUGUAUAUGUCUGUUCGUCAUUCUACCUUUGACACUGGUUGGCACUGUAUUGGGUCGUAAUCUGGCUGGGCAACCCAACUAUCCUUGUCGAAUCAAUGCAGUCCCUCGACCUAUCCCUGAAAAAAAAUGGUUCAUGGAGCCAGCUGUUAUAGUGUUAUUGGGUGGAAUCCUGCCCUUUGGAUCAAUAUUCAUAGAAAUGUACUUUAUAUUCACUUCAUUCUGGGCGUACAAGAUCUACUAUGUGUACGGCUUCAUGCUGCUGGUUCUAGUCAUAUUACUGGUUGUUACAAUAUGUGUCACCAUUGUCUGCACUUACUUCUUACUCAAUGCAGAGGAUUACAGAUGGCAAUGGACCAGCUUCUUAGCGGCAGCCUCCACAGCUGCCUACGUCUAUAUGUAUUCAUUCUACUAUUUCUUCUUUAAAACUAAAAUGUAUGGAUUCUUUCAAACUAUGUUUUAUUUUGGCUACAUGGGUAUGUUUAGUAUGGGCCUUGGAAUCAUGUGUGGUACUAUGGGAUAUAUCGGAACAAACUCUUUUGUACGAAAAAUUUACUCGACUGUGAAGAUUGACUAGCAUGUGGUGCUAUCGUAGAACAGAAGAACUCAAAUUAAAACGAGGGAUUUGGUAAUGGGAAUCUGUGGGAUGAUCAAAUGUGUCCGUGUCAUCAUGACAGGGGUGUCUUUGAGACAAAAGUGUGUCUCAUGAUGGAUGUCGCAGGAUUGAAAUGUGAUCAUGAAUUGAAUGUUCUUGAACAUUAUUAGAUGUCAAGAAUUGUUGGAUCUUGCAUGAUGGGAAUAACAGACAUCAUCUGACGCUACACCUUGCCGACCAACUGCUCUGGAACAAGUUGGUAAAGAACGCUCAUUCCAUCUAUUGGAGAUAAAUGACACUAAAAGUGCAUAUAGAAAUCUCACACCUGUUUUAUAUUCCAUUAUUUCAACAAAGUAUUUAUUGUUUAUGCCCAUAUAAGUAAAAUGUCAUGGUUAUCUACAAAAUAAGAGUGGAAUUAGUGAGGAAUUAAAUACAAAGGCAUGUUAUUGAUACUCUGGAUUGUUUACAAAUAAAAUAUCAGCCGCCUUAGUUCCAGAAAUCUAAUGGUUUAGGUAUGAUAAGA